AUGGGUGCCUUGGCCUUCCUCCCUCCCAAUCUUCCUCGUCUCUGCUCUCCAUGGAGGUCACUGGAUCUGCCCACCCAUUCGCCUAUCAAGGCCUCUACUGCCCUUCAGCUUCCCUUCGAUCACAUUCCUGCAGUGAUUAGUGGGUGGUACCAUUGGGAAAACUACCAUUUUGUAUUGGCCUUUCUCUUUGCUAUUGAAAAGAUCAACAAAAGUCCCCUUCUGCUCCCCAACAUUUCUCUUGGUUUUGAUAUCUACAAUGCAUUUCCUGAUCACCAGAGGACCUUAGAGAAUGCUCUACUUUUGCUUUCUGGAGUGAAUCAACUGCCUAAAUACAACUGUGAGGUGCAGCAAAAAUUUGUUGCCAUCAUUGCAGGAAACAUUCCAAUACUUUCAGCCCAAAUUGGAACUCUUUUGGAGCUCUACAAAGUCCCACAGGUAAGUGCUUUGUUGCUCAUCCAGAUCACAUAUGGUCCUUCUGAUGCCACCCUAAAUGAUAAAGCUCAGUUUGCAUCAGUUUAUCAGAUGGCCACCAAUGACAGCUCUCUGGCUCGGGGAAUAAUCUGGUUGUUGAUGCAUUUUGGUUGGACAUGGGUGGCACUUUAUGUAUCUGAUGAUAUGAAAGGGGAACAGAUUCUUCAGGUUCUAAAUGCAGAGAUGCUUCAUCCAUUUAUGAAGAAAAGCCAAUUUACAAACAGCACUGGGUAUAACCUGUCCCUUGAUGACACAAAUUUGGCACAGUAUGAUAUCCACAACUCUGUGAGGUUUUCUGAUAAAAAUCCAACCAGUUGGUUGCUUGUUAAAGUAGGAGAAUUUAUCUACAGGAGCCCCCAUGAUCAAGGCUUGGUCUUCAAUAAAGUGAUAAUAAAAUGGCCUGCUAGAUUCAACGAGACUCCUGAAUCUAUGUGUAGCCAGAGCUGUGGUCUUGGAUUCCAGAAAAUUCUUCUGGAAAGAAGACCUGACUGUUGUUUUCUUUGUGUUUCCUGCACAGACACAGCCAUUUCAAAUCAAACAGAUGCAGAGCACUGUAUCAAUUGUCCAAUUCAGGAGUAUCCAAACAGUGAGAGAACGCACUGCCUCCCCAAGUCUGAAAGUUUUCUGGCUUUUACAGAUUCUUUGGGGUUGUCCAUGGCCUGCAUGACUCUGUGUUUUUCUGUGGUCACAGCUAUGGUUUUAGUGGUCUUUGUGAAGCAUCGAUGUACUCCCAUUGUCAAGGCCAAUAACCAAGUUCUCAGCUUUAUCCUGCUCAUCUCCCUCAUCUUGUGCUUCCUCUGCCCUUUGCUCUUCAUCGGCCAUCCUAACACAGCCACCUGUGUACUCCAAGUCACAUUUGGGCCUGUGUUCACUGUGGCAGUUUCCAUUGUUUUGGCCAAAACGAUUACUGUGAUUCUUGCAUUCAAAGCCCUGAAGCCUGGAAGAACAAGGUUCCUGCUGCUAUCAGGAGCUUCUAAUACUGCCAUUCCCAUCUGCUUUCUUAUCCAAGUGAUUAUCUGUGCAGUCUGGCUGGGAACCUCUCCCCCUUUCAUUGAAAUGGACUCACACUCUGAGCCCAGACACAUCAUCAUCAUGUGCAACAAGGGCUCCAUCAUUGCCUUCUACUGUGUCCUGGGAUACUUGGGCUUCUUGGCCCUGGGGACUUUCACCGUGGCUUUCCUGGCCAGGAACCUGCCUGACACAUUCAAUGAAGCCAAGUUCCUCACAUUCAGUAUGUUGGUGUUCUGCAGUGUCUGGAUCACAUUCUUCCCUGUCUACCACAGCACCAAGGGCAAGUUCAUGGCGGCUGUGGAGGUCUUCUCCAUGUUGGCCUCCAGUGUGGGGCUCUUAGUUUGCAUCUUUGUUCCCAAGUGUUGCAUUAUUUUGCUAAGACCUGGUAAGAACUGCUUGGAAAAUCUAAAAAACUUAAAAGGUUCCAGAGGAAACAGGCAUUCUAAGGUUUUAUCUGAUAGGUCUGUAUCACAUUUUUAG
This is a messenger RNA of Tupaia belangeri chinensis (Chinese tree shrew), 1962 nucleotides long. RefSeq names its product vomeronasal type-2 receptor 116-like. Gene Ontology annotation, cellular component: plasma membrane. The record is from RefSeq and is a predicted model, not a curated record. Gene Ontology annotation, molecular function: G protein-coupled receptor activity. Lineage: Eukaryota; Metazoa; Chordata; Mammalia; Scandentia; Tupaiidae. Gene Ontology annotation, biological process: G protein-coupled receptor signaling pathway.